AUGCCAGUAACGUUUCAAGUGACCAAAACACCAGAGCAAACUUUGGAAAUUAAGAAAGCAUUUACCACUAACUGCAUUCUUCCAACAGAAAAUGCUUCUCAAUACACACUCAUCCAAAGUAGUUUACCAACUCAUCUUCAACAAGAUGAAAAGAAUGAAAGUCUUUGUCAUAUGGGGGCUCAUUCCUUCGUUAUGAGUGCCUUUCAAUCAUAUUCUUCUCAUCAUCAUCUCAUUAUUAGACCAGAUGAUGUUUGGUUGGCCAUUUGCACACAAUUUUCUUUGUAUGUCAAUGCUCACUCUGAAGAAUUGAGAUCAAAAUUCGUUGAUUUUGAAGGUAAAAAACAACUCACAGUCAUUGGAGAUGGAACAUUAUUUACAGCAAAUUAUGAAGAGUUGAGUGCUCAAAUGACUUUUGAAAUUGCAAAGAAUAUUAAAGAUCCAUCUGUUAGAGAAUGGAUCAUGCCAGAUUUUACAACCACAAAGGAUGUCGAUCGAAUGGUUGGUGCUGUGGUCUUGAUGGCAUCCAUGAAACAAUAUUUUGACUACCAAUUUGUGUUGGUGUGUAAUUUACCAAAAGUUACCUUAUUAGGACAAGUUGAAGAUUGGGUCAAGGUCAGAGAGAAGGCCAACAGAUUGCUCGAAUUUGAUUUGAAACAAGGUUACUUGACUGAAUGGUCUAAAAUGCUCUUCCCAGUUCUUGAUAAAUUAGUUCAGAGUGCCAAAGGUAAACCUGAUUUAUCUUUCUGGAAUCGAAUUGCACACAAAGAUGGAGGUGGUAGUGGUCCUUCCUAUCUCUCAGGUUGGAUCACUGUAUUUUGUGUGUUCACUACGAAGGGAGAAUGGGUUGGUGGAAAGAAGAGUGUGGAAACUGGAUCAAAAACUGUUAAAAGUGAAUAUCCUAUUGUGGAUAUGAGUGUGGUUCCAAAUGGAUAUGUCAGUGUUCCUAUGUUGGUUGUUGACAGAGGAGUCAAAUAUGAAACUGAAUUGUUUGCUGGACAUAUGUGUGCUCAUAACGGAGAGAAUGGAAAGAGUUUGCAACCUAGAGUGGAUUGGGCCUUAUUCCUUUCUCCAACUAGCGAGAACAAGUGA
Naegleria lovaniensis is the source of this 1089-nucleotide messenger RNA. RefSeq lists its product as uncharacterized. The transcript has a single exon. The record is from RefSeq and is a predicted model, not a curated record. NCBI's taxonomy places the organism in Eukaryota, Heterolobosea, Eutetramitea, Acrasida, Naegleriidae. The coding region runs from base 1 to 1089 and encodes 362 amino acids.